GGCUAAUCUCCAUAUAGCACGCCGAUUAAUUAGUAGUCAUCCAGAGGCAGUAAGCGAUAUACAUAUUUAAUAGCAUUUGGUGUCUAUUUACAACAUGCUAAACUUAAGGCUCUUUCGAUUUGAGUCAAGGAACUCUACUAGGAGGUAGUCCAGUUUAUGUUGAUAAAUUAUAAUGUCACCACCUAUCACACUACUCCGGCUAGCGACGCUGGUAUUUGCGACAACUUCGCUUGCCCUUAACAACGCUGAUUCACCAGAUGGAUUCGGUGCAAAUCUCGACAGCGCCCGCGAGAAUGGCCCCCAGAUAUUCAACGCCCUUCAUAAUGCGAUGCGCGAGUUUGGGUCGGCCUUACAUCAUAAUGGGAUGUCUCUAUUUCCAGCAGUGAUACCCGAAGGUGUGCUCUUGUAUCAUGGAACCGAUACCAAAGAAGUACCUAAGGGUUUUGAAUGGCUUGCAUUCGAAAUAGAGCAUGCGGAAUCUUUUGCUCGUUGUCGAGGACCGCCCCGGAAGAACCCCGAUAAGAACCCGGGUUCCUUGGAGUUUGCCAUGCAUCCUCCUCCACCACCGCCGCCGGACAAGGACCGGCGACCUAGAUGCCCUCCACACUCCCCAGCAGGCCACUUGCACAUCUACCAGGCUUCACGACCGCUGAAUGUCCUUUACAUCGAUGGCAUGGCGGCUGGAAAGACAGUCAUGGGUACGGUUGAUACCCAGGAUAUCUUGCUGUCAGCUAAUAGAAGUCGGUCCUCAUUUAAUGAUUGGGCAAGGGCCGAUAGCUUAUGCGCGCUGGCUCGGGAGUGGAAGAUGGAUGGGUUUAUACGUAUGGAACCUGGUUUCGAGGUCAUCUAUUGCGAUUUUACAGAUGGUUUAAGACUCCUAUCGGCCAACCAGCGGCCGGCGACAGAUGAGCCUGGUGAUCUGGAUAACAUGCAAAUCGCAAUGUUUGAGUGGGCGAGGGCAGCUUCUCAGCGGUACCAAGGCAUUAGUUCGUCGCGUGUGAUACUUGAUUACUCUUCCAUGGUCUCUGCUUUCUUCUAUCCGAUCAAUUUGACAAACCCGGAUCCGAAGAGACCUGAUCUACCCCGAUUAACGCAGACCAGCGAUGUCGAGAUGAGUGUUGUAAGGGAACAUGUUGGCGACUCGGUGCUUCGAUCGGUAUCAUCCCGAAAAGCUCCUGUAGACUGGCAGGGGGUAACGGAUAUGAUUGUUACUCGAUACGCCAAGCGGUUACCCUUUAUUGCUCAGACGGAUUCGAUCGACGUUAUAAGGAACGAGAUAAACGGCCUCCUAAACAUCUUUAUUGACUACGCAGAAACCGACGACGGCUUCUUGGCUGCGCGACAACGCUGCAUACAGUUCUAUCUUCAACCUACCCACGUGCGAACACUGGAAGAUAAGCUCAUACACGCGGCUAUUGAGAGCACCACUACUACGAUCUGCACUGCGCUUUUUAAGACGCGAGAGAUUAUCGUCGAGGACAUAGAUGCUGAUGAACAAUUAGCAGUGGAUGCGGCAAAGCAGAUUAUUCAAAACCUAAUGGGAACACUGCGCUGGUCGGAGUGGAAGGAAUGUGGUCCCUGCCAAGCAGACGAGUUAUGCUUCGUCGCGAUGUGGCCUUUCGGAAAUGUUGAAGACCAUUAUAACCCCAGCUGUCUCAACUACUCUGCUGUCAUCGGCCGUCACGAUUACUGGCAGCAACGGCCACCACCGCUUUGUAUGAAUGAACAGUCAUGUCAGAAAUACGACGACGUGAGGAAUGAAGAAUUAUGAUGAUAAGGUCUAGUAUCAAAGAAAAUAGGGAUUUCAAGCUAUGGUACCUCUGGCGCUCGAGUUAAAGCCUAACUUUAGCAGUUCGGCGGUGGGACCACCUCUUAUACCAUAAGCCUCUCCUGAAUAGGUAGAGCAAAACAUCUAACUUUUUACAUGAGAUAUACCAAAGUUAUUCCUUUACAGUUUAAAAGCUAGCCUGUCUUCUUGCUAUUAGUUUGGUAUUACAUAGCACCGGCGAGAUAACUACCUACCUAAGGUACGGACUGAUUCCAGACAUGAGAAAUUGAAGCGUUGUCAAUUCACAUAAAAUCUAGAACAAAGGGUCUACAGCUAUAUUAUUGAUUUAAUCUUAAAUAUGUUCACAGUGCCUCGUACAAUAGCAAAACCGCUUUCCCGCUGCGCGGUUGUAUCGUCACACGUACAGCAGAAAUGCGACCGUAACAC
Molecule: messenger RNA, 2215 nt
Organism: Daldinia loculata
Lineage: Eukaryota; Fungi; Ascomycota; Sordariomycetes; Xylariales; Hypoxylaceae
Exons: 1
Coding region: 173-1771 (532 amino acids)
Source: RefSeq, a predicted model, not a curated record